Molecule: messenger RNA, 1443 nt
Organism: Mitosporidium daphniae
Lineage: Eukaryota; Fungi; Microsporidia
Exons: 2
Coding region: 1-1443 (480 amino acids)
Cellular component (GO): nucleus
Molecular function (GO): nucleic acid binding; ATP binding
Source: RefSeq, a predicted model, not a curated record
AUGCACUCCAUCGUCAUCCAGGAGGCCGAUUUUAUUUCGCAAGAGCAUCUCAUCGCUGGCGACAAUCCAAACAAGCUUCCACCCUGGCUUAUAGAAAAUCUCUCGCACCUAUCUUUUAGGCAUUGGCUACCUGUACAAGCCCAUCUGAUACCCAUGAUCAUGGCCAGGAAUAACGAUUUUAUCGUCAAUGCGCCAACGGGCUCUGGAAAAACGUUGACCUAUCUCAUCCCAAUAAUGACGAUGCUUUCUUCGCGCAUUGUUCCGGCACUCCGUGCAUUGAUUAUUGCGCCAACGCGUGAUUUGGCGAUGCAAAUAUACAAAAUUGCGGUUUUGCUUACCAAAGGUUCUGAUUUGAGAACAAUUGUUGUCACUGGCGGAUCAAAUUCGUCAUCAAAGUUCUGCGAAGAGCAGAGAGCAAUUUCGUAUGGUGGCGAUGAUGGAAAAAUGGGGCCGGAUUCGCUUUUCCAGCCCGUUGACAUCCUUAUCUCGACCCCAGGACGACUGGUGGAUCAUCUCAAUGUGACGCCUGGAUUCCAUCUUUCUAACUUGCAAUUCCUUAUUCUGGAUGAAGUUGAUCGCAUUGUAGAUGGCAUCCAGUUCCAAGAUUGGAUCAAUCCCGUUCUAAACUCCAUGUCUGAUUGCCAAAAGCGAUGGAAGCCGCAUGCCGAAUUGGAGCCUUUUCUCAAGAAAUUAACUGCAAAUGAAAAUUUUCAUUUUGAGCAGCAACGGGCCGUUAAACUUUUAUUUUCGGCAACCAUCACCAAAAACCCGCUCAAGCUUUCUCAAUUGAGGCUUGAAAACUUGGAGAUUGUAACUCUAAUUCCAGGAGGACAUCUGACCGCAGCGCACAAAAAUGGCGAAGCAAAUUUAGACAAUCCGAAUGGCUCUUUUAUUUCGGCUCAAAAUCAGUCCGCGUGUGUGGCUACGGAAAGCUCUUCAAUAGCAUCUGAGCCUCGAGGCGCUUUUUCUUCCGAACUUUGCGCAUUGGAGUCCGUUCUAAAGUUCCAGACCCCACUGGCUCUGCAGGAACACUUUUCUGUAGUCUUGGCAGAAUACAAACCCAUUUAUUUUCUCUCCUUGCUUCGGCGUAAUUCGACCGCUAAAAUUCUUGUAUUCACAAAGUCGGUUCAAUCCACAGACAGACUUGUUUCUUCCGAUGGUCUUGCUAGAGGAAUUGAUAUUUUCCAGAUCGAUCUGGUCAUCAAUUAUGACACGGCCGCUCAUCCCCGGACGUACAUUCAUCGAGUGGGUCGAACUGCAAGAGCAGGCAAUUCUGGAACUGCCCAUACCCUUCUUGUUCCGCAAGAAGCCCGCUUCUUUAAAGAAAUGAUGAAAAAAAUCCAUAGAUGCGACGGCCAGAAAAUCAAGCAGGUCACCCUAGAAAGGCCCAGUCAAGAACUAAUAUGCGCUUUUCAGACUGCCAUUCAAGCACUUUCCAAAUAA